This is a messenger RNA of Protopterus annectens (West African lungfish), 1543 nucleotides long. Its product is annotated as centromere protein F-like. Bases 245 to 1543 code for a protein of 432 amino acids. The record is from RefSeq and is a predicted model, not a curated record. The transcript has 9 exons. Lineage: Eukaryota; Metazoa; Chordata; Ceratodontiformes; Protopteridae. Gene Ontology annotation, cellular component: chromosome, centromeric region; spindle pole; nucleus. Gene Ontology annotation, biological process: metaphase chromosome alignment; mitotic cell cycle; regulation of G2/M transition of mitotic cell cycle. Gene Ontology annotation, molecular function: microtubule binding; dynein complex binding.
UAACCACUGUGGGAAUGAGGGAUAAUAAGCAGGAUACGGAAGAUCAUGGUAGUGUCCCGGGGCUCCUGAAGGAUGGUUAAGGGCGGGAAAGGAGGAGUGGUUUCGUGGGUAGGUUUGCGACGGCAUAGUAAUCAGGGCGCGCGUGGCACAAGUUUAGUCUGGACAGAAGAAAGGACGUAAGGUGUUGGAAAAUAACGAUACGAGGGUUAACAAGGACCUGGUCAUUGGAGGUUAAGAUUAUACAAUGAGCUGGACGAGGGAAGAAUGGAAGAUGGGGCUUCCCAGUCAAGCCCUACAGAAAAUUCAGGAGCUUGAAGCCCAACUGGAUAAACUGAAGAAAGAAAGACAGCAAAGGCAGUUUCAAAUGGACUCCUUGGAAGCAACUUUUGAAAAGCAUAAGCAGAAGUUGGAUGAAGCAAAACGUGAGAUCACAGCAAUGAAGCGAGAUAAUCAAAGUUUGGCAGAGUCCUGUAUCAGUCUGGAGAAAACAAGAGAAAGACUUGGCCAUGAAGUUCAGGUGAAAGAGUCCAGAAUUUGCUGCCUGGAGCAGGAACGAAACAGGUUUAAGACUGAAUUGGAAAAGCUUCAGAAUUCUCAGCAGUUAGGAGAAUCGCUGCAUUUUCUAACACCUCCACGGAGUUUCUCAGGAGUUCCUUCCUGUGGAGAAGAUUCAGAAUUUGAUGAAGUAAGAAGGCAUAGUGCUGUUUCAGAUGCCAUCCAGAGACCAGAAAAGGAGUUAAACACUUGCCAUGUUAAACAGACACUGCCAUUCACUAGCAGUCCCAAAGAGAAUCUGAAGCAGAAGGAACCACUAUUUUUUGCAUGGUCAGCUGUAACACCUAAAGAUUAUAGUGCCCAUCCAAGUGAGACAUCAUUCACAAGAGGUAGCCCUUCUGUUUUAUCACCGUGGGAGAAAGAAGAAACACCAGCUCACAGGAGCAUGAAGUCUGCAUCAUUAAAAGGUCCUAGCAGUCCUAGCGUAGUCAGUCAGAAAAAUGGAAAUGCACAAUCCACGGAAGAACUGUUAAGAAAUGAAAAUGAAGUACUGAAGAUGAAGAAUACAGUAACGGAACUAGAAGCCCAAGUUCAUACACAAGAAAGGGAGGUUAAUAACCAUUUAAAAAAAAUACAAGAUUUACAAGUCCGGCUGGAUGGGGCUAAAAAUGAGCUGGCAGCAAAAGAGCGGAGCCUUAACAAAUGCAAAGAUGAUUUGAGCAGAGAGGCAAUGCAGCGUGGUCAAGCACAUGCUAAGUGUGAAUCUCUGGAGCAGAAAACUAAGCAGUUGUCUGAAGAGUUAAAGUGCCUUCUACAGAACUCUGAAAGCUCUCGCCGCAACAUGGAACAAAGAAUGAGAAAUCAGGAAAAGGAACAUCAGCAGGAACUUGCACAGCAGGAGAAGCUGUUCAAGCACUUGGAAGAGCAGCAUGCCAGGGACAGUGCCAGACUAAGCCAGGAGCUUGAGCAGUCCAAGAAACAGUAUCUUGCUAUGCAGGCAAGCCUGGACAAGGUAACAGAAGUAGAAAUUAUUGUACAUUAUUCAUAA